Messenger RNA from Ananas comosus (pineapple), 1314 nucleotides. RefSeq names its product endonuclease 1. NCBI's taxonomy places the organism in Eukaryota, Viridiplantae, Streptophyta, Magnoliopsida, Poales, Bromeliaceae. The transcript is spliced from 9 exons. Gene Ontology annotation, molecular function: endonuclease activity; nucleic acid binding. The record is from RefSeq and is a predicted model, not a curated record. The coding region runs from base 138 to 1073 and encodes 311 amino acids. Gene Ontology annotation, biological process: DNA catabolic process.
CCAAAUGUUGUAUUAGAAACAUAAUCAUCCUAUUUAAUAUUAGUUCUCAAAGUCUGUCUCUCAUUGUAAUUGCCAUCUACACACACACACACACGCGCACACACACAGAGAGAGAGAGAGAGAGAGAGAGCACAAAGAUGGGUUCGGUACCGGCGGUCUUAUUCUCUGUUGGCAGCUUUGUGAAAUUGCUGCUGUCGUCUGUUUGUUUGGUUCUCGUAGUCUCAGCACCCGUAGCAUUGUCAUGGAGCAAAGAGGGUCACAUGCUCACCUGCAGAAUUGCUCAGAAACUCUUGGACCCCGAGGCAGCUGAGGCUGUAAGAAACCUUCUGCCAGACUAUGUUGAUGGAGAUUUAUCAGCGCUGUGCGUCUGGCCUGAUCAGAUUCGACACUGGUACAAGUACAGGUGGACAAGUUCCCUUCACUUCAUUGACACCCCUGACCAAGCUUGCAACUUCGCCUACUCAAGAGACUGCCACGAUCCCCAUGGAGCAAAGGACAUGUGUGUGGCUGGUGCUGUUCGCAACUUUACUAAUCAGCUUCUUCACUACAGGCAUGGGACCUCCGACCGCAAAUAUAAUUUCACUGAAGCCUUGCUGUUCUUGUCACACUUUAUGGGGGAUAUCCAUCAACCCAUGCAUGUUGGGUUCACAAGUGAUCAAGGUGGGAACACGAUAAACCUGCACUGGUUUAGGCAUAAAUCCAAUCUGCACCAUGUGUGGGAUAGGGAGAUAAUCCUUACAGCUCUGGCAGAUUAUUAUGAUAAGGACAUGGAUGUCUUCCAAGAGGACCUUCAAAAUAAUUUCACUAGUGGAAUCUGGUCCGACGACACCUCCUCCUGGGGAGACUGUGAUGACCUCUUUUCUUGUCCCACAAAGUAUGCUACAGAGAGUAUAACCUUGGCGUGCAAAUGGGGUUACGAAGGAGUCAAUGAAGGUGACACUCUCUCUGAUAAUUACUUCAAUUCAAGAAUGCCAAUCGUUGCAAAACGAAUUGCCCAGGGUGGAGUGAGGUUAGGCAUGAUACUGAAUCGGGUGUUUGGCCAUCACAAUCAAGAUACGCUAAGACCAACCUGACCAACCUGAACAAUACUUGUUGAUAAUCUGAUUCAGAACAUUAUGCAAACUAUUGCCAGCAAUAUACGAUGUCAGAAUAGCAACACUAUUUGCUGUGAAUAAAUCAUUGUACAACUAACUCGUAGUUGUAUUUGCAGCUUUCAUUUUUUUUUUUUUUUUCUAAACAGGGGCAUAUCCAAAACUCACAAGUCCAAUAAUACUUCUUUUGGUUAAUAUUUGGCAAAAGGUUUACGGUUAAAAA